AAAUAAUUUAUAUAUUUAUUUAUAUAAAAUGUAACAAAAAUUAGAUAAUAUUACAUAAUAUUUACCUAAACCUUACAAAAAAAGAAGAUAUUAUACACCUUAAGAUGUGAAAAUUCAUAAUACAGCUAACGAUUGUUGGGUUUCAUUUUUUAAUAAAGUCUAUGAUUUAACUGAGCUUAUUUAAUAAAAUAUUUCAUCCAUUUAUUGCAAACCUUUAAUUGAAGUAGCAGGUAAUGAUAUAACUUAUUGGUUCGAUAAUGAUAGCAAAGAACCUAGAAAAUAAAUAGAUAUUAAUAAAGGUGAGUUAGUUUAUUAUUGUCCAUAAGGUUAGUAUUUACAUGUAGUAGAUAUGUCCAAUUAAGAUUAAGAUACCCCUUGGUGGAAAAAUUAAAAAUACUUUAUAGGCGUAUUAACAAUUAAAUCUCGUAAAAUUAAAAUAGUUAAUAUGCUUUCUCAUCAUGAAGAUAUUUUAGAAAUUCCAUCUGAAGAAACUAUUAAUGAAAUAUUAGAUAGAUAUAAAAUUAUUAAUUUCCAUGCGGCAAGUUAUACUUGGAAAAGAAUAAAAGUUCCUUUAGAUAUGGAAAAAAAUUUAGAAGAAAAUGGAAUAUAAGAUGAAACAGAAGAAUUUUAAGAACUUGAUAUUCCUGAAGAUUAAUGGUAUAUUCCAGCUAUUCACUUAUACUUUAAUGACGAUUUAACAAUUAUAUGA
Messenger RNA from Ichthyophthirius multifiliis, 709 nucleotides. RefSeq lists its product as hypothetical. The record is from RefSeq and is a predicted model, not a curated record. The transcript is spliced from 4 exons. Lineage: Eukaryota; Ciliophora; Oligohymenophorea; Hymenostomatida.